CUCGUUUUAGCGGAACACAUAUCGGCCUUUUUCCUCGUGUAACAAGAUGAAGGCUCGCGGUGAGCUGAAGGAGUACAAGGUGAUAGGGCGGCGUUACCCCACGGACAAGGACAGGGUGCCUGCCUUGUAUCAGAUGAGGAUCUUCGCCCCUGACAAACCCACAGCCAAGUCCAGGUUCUGGUACUUUGCCAAGAUGUUCAAGAAGAUGAAGAAGACUAACGGAGAAAUUGUCUGUUGUCAGAUGGUCUAUGAGAAGAAGCCAACUACCAUCAAGAACUUUGGAAUCUGGCUGAGAUACGACUCCAGGAGUGGCACCCACAACAUGUACAGAGAAUACAGAGAUCUCACUGUGGCUGGGGCUGUCACACAGUGCUAUCGUGAUAUGGGAGCACGUCAUCGCGCCCGUGCGCACUCCAUCCAGAUCAUUAGAGUACAGACAGUGGAGGCAUCCAAGUGCAGAAGAUCCAACAUCAAGCAGUUUCAUAACUCCACCAUCAAGUUUCCUCUGCCCCACAGGGUGGUCAAGCAACUGCACAAGCCAAGAUUCGCAACCGCACGACCAAACACGCACUAUUAGCAUGGACCUGCAUUUCUGUCUGCAGAUUUUGUAAUUAUAGUGAAUCUGAAACAUACUGAGAAGAAAAAAAUAAAUGACUUUGAAGAAUG
Messenger RNA from Lingula anatina, 666 nucleotides. Its product is annotated as large ribosomal subunit protein eL20. Lineage: Eukaryota; Metazoa; Brachiopoda; Lingulata; Lingulida; Lingulidae. Gene Ontology annotation, molecular function: structural constituent of ribosome. Gene Ontology annotation, biological process: translation. Gene Ontology annotation, cellular component: ribosome. The record is from RefSeq and is a predicted model, not a curated record.